Acanthosepion pharaonis is the source of this 1002-nucleotide messenger RNA. Lineage: Eukaryota; Metazoa; Mollusca; Cephalopoda; Sepiida; Sepiidae. The record is from the annotation of a GenBank genome assembly.
AUGGAAAUUGAUCCACCUCAGUUUGAAGAGUCUAAGAUUUUGGGAGGAUUUGAUGAUGAUGAUGAUGAUGAUGAUUAUAGUAACGCCAUUAUUGAAGAAGAUGAAGCAAUGAAUGAACUACAUGCAACUCUAGACAAAGUGCGCAAAUUAAAACAGAAGAAAUUGGUAGUUGUAGCAGAUGCUAUAGAGAAGACUAUGAAUCAUGCCAAAUCUCAAAUGGAUUCUCCUUCUGUGGCUAACAUUAAGGGAAGUGACAUUAUACUCAAUUCUACCUCUGAGUUUUGUAGAGCCCUUGGAGACAUUCCAACCUAUGGUCUGGCUGGUAACCGUGAUGAAGAACGAAGUGCUUUUCUUGAUCUUGAACUGGAAUUAAUGGAACAAAAGAAAAAAAUUCAAGAUGAAGAAGAUAUGUCCAGUCAGUGGAAUGAGGUAGACAUUGAUACCAAGCCAGUCAACAUUAUAAAAGAAGAAAACUCUGUUUUGGAUGAAGAACCAGCUAUAAACAUGGGGCUGAGUGCUGCCCUUCAAGUAGCUAUGAAAAAAGGUUACUUAGAUAACAAAGUAAAACGACAACCCAGUGGCCCCAAGCACAGUGGCCUUGAAGCAAUCCAUUAUUCUAUUGAAGAUAAGAGAUAUGAUGACCUGGAUGAGAAAUAUAGAAAGAGAGACCGUUAUACAGGAAUGUUGAUAGACUUUAAAGAGAAAGAGGGUUAUAAACCUGAUGUACGACUAGAAUAUGCUGAUGAUUCAGGCAGGCUCCUCAAUGAAAAAGAAGCUUUCCGACAGUUGUCUCACCGUUUCCAUGGUAAAGGCCCAGGCAAAAAGAAGACUGAGAAACGCAUGAAAAAACUUGAAGAAGAGCAAUUGAUGAAACAGAUGAGUUCCACUGAUACCCCACUCAAUACAUUGACUUUGUUGCAAGAAAAGCAGAAGCAAGAACGAACUCCUUAUGUCAUUCUCAGUGGUAACAAAGGAAUGUCUGCUAAUACCAUUGUCAAAUAA